AUGGCAGAGGAUCUCAUUCCGCUGGAGAUGUCACUUCAUGAAGGGCAGGCAAAUGAUGCCCUUUACAACCUCCGAAUUCACUUGUGCAACAAGGUGAUCCUGUUCCGAACAACAGUUAGGCAAGCCAAAUCUCAAGCCCUGAAAACUCGAGCUUGGUCCCAGGUGACGUCAGUGCAGCAGGCGGUAUCCCUUCAUGCCAGUAUAUAUACCAAGACCCAGAAGCAAAUGAUAAAACUUGAGCCUGGGCAAGACCAGCUUCAGAAAUACAAACCCCUGCUGUGUGAUCAGCUGAAAAUCAGCACUGCCAUCGGAGAUCCAAAUGCCCGAGGUCAGCAAAAUGAGUCCCUUGCUUGGUUCUGGUCUGUCAAAGUGGAGUUGGAGGGUCCUGAUCAAUCGUGGAAUGAGGAAUCAACGCAGUGGGGUGACAAAAUGCAGGAAUCAUUAGUGAAACACCUUCCGGGUCAUGCAUCUUACUCGGGAAGGCAAUCCAGAAUGUAUUCAUUACUGGCGCAGGAUGCCCAGGCAGCAUUUCAAGACCUGCAGACCGUGUUGAUAGAUGCUUUAGAUGAAUGA
Suillus plorans is the source of this 573-nucleotide messenger RNA. RefSeq lists its product as uncharacterized. The transcript has 2 exons. Lineage: Eukaryota; Fungi; Basidiomycota; Agaricomycetes; Boletales; Suillaceae. The record is from RefSeq and is a predicted model, not a curated record. Bases 1 to 573 code for a protein of 190 amino acids.